AUGGCAGACACGGACCUGUUUAUGGAAUGUGAAGAGGAGGAACUUGAACCCUGGCAGAAGAUCAGCGAUGUGAUUGAGGAUUCCGUGGUGGAAGAUUACAACGCGGUUGACAAAACGGCUACAGUGUCUGUUGGCGUGCAGCCAGUGGCCAGCCCAGUGCCGAUCGCUGCCCACGCGUCCAUCGGCAGUGGCCUCCCCACCACGCCCGUUAGCAGCAGCGGCACCUCCAGCAGUGACAGCACGAAGAAGACGCUGGUGACUCUCUUUGCAAACAAUAGCACUGGCACGCCUCUGGUUCAGCAAGGGGGCCAGCCCCUCCUCCUGGCUCAGAACCCCACCUCCGGGCUAAGCACGGUGGUGACCCAGCCUGUUCUCCGGCCUGUCCAGGUCAUGCAGAAUGCAAACCACGUGACCAACUCUCCAGUGACCAGCCAGCCCAUCUUCAUCACGACUCAGGGUUUCCCGGUGCGCAACGUCCGCCCUGUGCAAAACACGAUGAACCAGGUGGGGAUUGUCCUGAACGUGCAGCAGGGCCAGACCGUCCGGCCGAUUACGCUCGUCCCAGCCCCAGGCACCCAGUUUGUGAAGCCCACCGUCGGCGUCCCUCAGGUUUUCUCCCAAAUGGCCCAGGUGAGACCCGCUCCAAGCAUGCCGGUCCGGCCGGCCUCCAACACCUUCACGACGGUCAUUCCAGCCACCCUGACCAUCCGGAACACGGUCCCACAGUCCCAAGCGCAACCGCAGAUGAGCAUUGCGAGUUUUGUCGCGGUGAAGAAACCCGGCGUGGCGGGAGGGGAGAACAGCAACGAGGUGGCCAAGUUGGUGAACACCCUGAACACCGUCCCUUCGCUCGCUCAGAGCUCGGGCCCCCUCGUGGUGCCCAACAACAGCCAGGCCCACGGUUCCCACAGGACGGGCAUCUCCGAGCCCUCCUCCCAGAAAGUCAGUUCCUCGCCGAUCCCGGUGUUUGACCUGCAGGACGGUGGGCGGAAAUCCUGUCCUCGCUGCAAUGCCCAGUUUAGAGUCACUGAAGCUUUAAGAGGCCACAUGUGUUACUGCUGCCCCGAAAUGGUGGAAUUCCUGAAGAAAGGGAAACCCCUGGAGCCCGAACCAAAUAUCCAAGCCCCCAAGCCCCCUUCCCCGGAUAAAACCGUUGCGGUGGCUUCGCCCCCCUCCUCCACCCCCAUCCCCGCCCUGUCGCCGCCCGCCAAACUCUCUGAGCCGAGCGACGGCGCCAGCGAGGGGGUGCAGAGCAAGCUGAUCAUGCUGGUCGAUGACUUCUACUACGGCAGGGAUGGGGGCAAAGUGAGCCAGCUGCUGGCCUUCCCCAAGGUGCCAACCUCCUUCCGGUGCCCGCACUGCACCAAGAGGCUCAAGAAUAACAUACGGUUCAUGAAUCACAUGAAGCACCACGUCGAGCUGGACCAGCAGAACGGAGAGGUGGACGUCCACACCAUCUGCCAGCACUGCUACCGACAGUUCACCACGCCCUUCCAGCUCCAGUGUCACUUGGAAAACGUCCACAGUCCGUACGAGUCCACCACCAAGUGCAAGAUCUGCGAAUGGGCUUUUGAGAGCGAGCCCAUGUUCUUGCAGCACAUGAAGGACACCCACAAGCCCGGGGAGAUGCCCUACGUCUGCCAGGUUUGCCAGUACCGUUCGUCGCUCUACUCCGAAGUGGACACCCAUUUCCGGAUGGUGCAUGAGGACACCCGCCACCUCCUCUGCCCCUAUUGCCUCAAGGUCUUCAAAAACGGCACGGCGUUUCAGCAGCAUUUCAUGAGGCACCAGAAAAAGAGCGUCUAUCACUGCAACAAGUGCCGCCUGCAGUUCCUCUUUGCCAAGGACAAGAUCGAGCAUAAGCUACAGCAUCACAAAACGUUCCGUAAGCCCAAGCAGCUGGAAGGGCUGAAGCCGGGCACCAAGGUGACCAUCAGGGCCUCCCGAGGUCAGCCGCGGACGUUGCCCCUCUGCGCAAACGACGUGCCCCCGGGCCUCCUCCAGGAUGCCGCCUUGCUCUCGGCCUCUUCAGACCCCCAGCCGAACUUCCCCUACCCGCCCUUCCAGAGGAGCAUCCAGAAGAAGGCCGUCAGGAAAAUGAGCGUCCUGGGCAGGCAGACCUGCCUGGAGUGCAGUUUCGAAAUCCCGGACUUCCCCAACCACUUCCCCACCUACGUCCACUGCUCGCUCUGCCGUUACAGCACCUGCUGCUCUCGCGCCUACGCCAACCACAUGAUCAACAACCACGUCCCUCGCAAAAGUCCGAAAUACUUGGCCUUGUUCAAAAACUACACAGCUUGUGGGGUCCGGUUGGCGUGCUCCGCUUGCCUCUUCGCCACGUCGGAAGGCGACGCCAUGGCCAAGCACCUGGUCUUCAACCCGUCUCACGAAUUCAGCAACGUCAUUCUGCGAGGUCCUGCUUGGAGUUCCCAUCCAAGGCCUGCCCAGCCUUUCGAACGAGGCACCAAGCCUUCCGCCUCCCCCUCCCCGCCCAGCAAAGCCAUCACUGUGAACGCACCGUCUCCACCGCCCGAGGAGGAAAAGCCCCAGGAAGUGUUGGGUGCGGUGCCCGAGCCGAUGCCGGAGGCCAGCCAAUCUCCUGCCGCCGCCGCCGUCCCAGUCCAGGAGAACGAGGCCUCAAACGUCUUGACAGUGGACCGCCGCGAAGAGGAGCCCGAGCCCAAGGAGGCUCCUGAGCCCAUCAGCAGGAAAGAGCAGCUCUCCGUGAAGAAGCUGCGGGUGGUUCUCUUCGCCCUGUGCUGCAACACCGAGCAGGCGGCGGAGCACUUUAAGAACCCGCCCCGGCGGAUCUGCCGCUGGCUGAGGCGCUUCCAGGCUUUCCAGGAGGAGAACGUGGCUUCCCUGUCGGAGGGCAAGUACCUGAGCCUGGAGGCGGAGGAGAAGCUGGCGGAAUGGGUCCUGGCGCAGCGCGAGCAGCAGUUGCCGGUCAACGAGGAGACCCUCUUCCAGAAGGCCACCAAGAUCGGCCGGUCUCUGGAGGGCGGCUUCAAGAUCUCCUACGAGUGGGCCGUCCGGUUCAUGCUGCGGCACAACCUCAGCAUGCACAACCGCCGGGCGGUGGCUCACCCGCUCCCCAAGGACGUGGAGGGGAACGCCGGCUGCUUCGUCGAGUUCGUGCAGGGCCAGAUCCACACCCAGGACCUGCCCCUCUCCAUGAUCGCCGCCAUCGACGAGCUUUCCCUCUUCCUGGACGUGGAGGUCCUCUGCAGCGACGACCAGAAGGAGAACGCCUUGCAGAUGGUGGGCACCGGGGAGCCCUGGUGCGACGUGGUCCUGGCCAUUUUGGCCGACGGGAGCGUCCUGCCCACUGUGGUCUUCUACCGAGGCCGCCUGGAGCAGGCCGCCAACGUGCCGGAGAUGAUCCUGCUGGAGGCCAAGGAGAGCGGCUACAGCGACGACGAGGUGAUGGAGGUCUGGUCCUCCAAAGUGUGGCAGAAGCACAUCGAGCGCCAAAGCAGCAAAGGCAUGCUGGUUCUGGACUGCCACCGGACGCACCUUUCCGAAGAGGUCCUGGCCAUGCUGAGCUCGUCCAGCACCUUGCCGGCGGUGGUGCCGGCCGCUUGCAGCUCCAAAAUCCAACCUUUGGACGUUUGCAUCAAAAGAACAGUGAGAAACUUUGUGCACAAAAAGUGGAAGGAGCAGGCCAAGGAGAUGGCGGACUCCUCCUGCGACUCGGACAUCCUCCUGCAGCUCGUCCUGUGUUGGCUGGCCGAGGCCCUGGAGGUCAUCAGCGACUGCCCCGAACUGGUGCAGCAGUCGUUCCUGGUGGCCAGCGUCCUGCCUGGCCCGGACGGCACAGCCAACACGCCCAGCCGCAACGCCGACAUGCAGGAGGAGCUGAUCGCUUCGCUGGAGGAGCAGCUGAAGCUCAACAGCCAACUGCAGGACGAGGAGGGCGACCUGAACGAGGGGGGGCCGGCGGAGGAGUGCACCAGCCCCGAGAUCCUGCACCAGCUCUUUGAGGGGGAGAGCGAGACGGAGUCCUUCUACGGCUUUGAGGACGCGGAGCUGGAGCUGAUGGAAGCGUGAAGGCCGAAGGAGGGGAAGGGGGGGGGAGAAAGGAGAUUUAAUUCCACUCUCUCUUUUUAAAAACUCCUGGUUGGAAGAGGCCGUUUCUUUCUGCUUCCCUGUGGAUUUGUGGCUGUAGGAGACGCGUAGGUGAACACGCAAACUUAACAAUGGCCGUGUAUGCUGUUCGAGUCCUUUUAAAAACAACAAAAGUGUGUUUCCCCCCCUCCCCCCCUUAAAUCACUGUUGUGGCAUUUCCUGAAGAUAUAUUGUGGGUGGACUUACUAUUAUUAUUUGGUUUUCGUUUUGCAUUUUCUUUACCUCACUGUAUUAUAGUUUCUGGGUUUUUAUUUUGCUGGGGUUUGGUUUUUUGUUUUUUUUUUUAUACCGUGCAAAACAAGUUUUUAAUUCUACCACAUUAUCAAUGUGACUUUUUUUGUGUUUUUUUUUUGGAAGACAAAGAAAAGAGAUGUAGCUGAUGGAAGUUUUCUCAAUCUCGCGCUUUUUUUCUCCUUCCCUGUAACAUUUGGACCCGGAAACGUAGAUUUCUGGGUAACUUUUUUUUUGUUUUUUAGCUAUGAAUACUUUACUUUUUAACCUUUGAAAAACGUUCUAGCGCUGCCCACAAAAAUUGGAAGAUUGCUUUAUGGAAAGGAGAAGAGAACAGCAAUUUAAUGCAGGCAUUAUUGUUUAGGGGAGGUGAAGCCUCCCUCACGUUUUUGUACGAACUUGGACGUGUUCUGUGAAAGUAAAAGCAAAACUUCACUUGUAGAAAAGCCCCUCCAGAUUUCAUUGCAGUUGAUGCAAAAGCUUUUCUGUUCCACUUUUAUCCGAGUUGCUACCGAGAGACCACAGUGGCAGGUCACACCCCGGUGUGACCCCUUCUCUGGCUGCCAAUCGGAUUCUCUUCUUAACGGACCCGCCUGACAUCGCCUUUUAAAAAUUCUGCUAUUGAACCUGCUUUCGCCGGAGACAUCAAGACACUACACGUUCCCCGACUCAAGUGCUGCAACUGAACCCGACUCUGACAUGCACAAAAAUGAGGGAAAUCUCCUGUUUUAUUUUACACUGCCAGCAUAAAAAAAAAACAGACAAAAAAGGAUGUUUUUUUCUACUGUUUGCAUGUUUGAGGUUUUUUUUUAAAAAAAUUGUAACGUAUUAUGGUCUAAACAAUGAAAAAACAUUUUGACACAUAGCAGAAACAAGCCACCACCUACUCUCUCAGCCUGUACAUCUUUUUCUGUUUUUCCUUUUGAGGUUGAAAAAAAAACCAACCCCACUCCCAAAACCUUCCCUAAUCUUCCCCCCCCUUCCCCAACACCCCCAGGCCAAACUCAAGGGAAGCAGGAAAUAGGGUGGGCUGACCUGUAAAUGGUUCAUCUUUAAAAUGUACAUAUGUGGAACAUUUAAUAAAGCCAGGGAAAUGGAUUUAUAAA
Molecule: messenger RNA, 5465 nt
Organism: Crotalus tigris (Tiger rattlesnake)
Lineage: Eukaryota; Metazoa; Chordata; Lepidosauria; Squamata; Viperidae
Gene: POGZ
Product: pogo transposable element derived with ZNF domain
Exons: 18
Coding region: 1-4050 (1349 amino acids)
Biological process (GO): regulation of DNA-templated transcription
Molecular function (GO): DNA-binding transcription factor activity, RNA polymerase II-specific; RNA polymerase II cis-regulatory region sequence-specific DNA binding
Source: RefSeq, a predicted model, not a curated record